This is a messenger RNA of Gastrolobium bilobum, 4056 nucleotides long. Its product is annotated as disease resistance protein Roq1-like. Gene Ontology annotation, molecular function: ADP binding. The coding region runs from base 246 to 3212 and encodes 988 amino acids. The record is from RefSeq and is a predicted model, not a curated record. Gene Ontology annotation, biological process: defense response; signal transduction. The transcript is spliced from 11 exons. NCBI's taxonomy places the organism in Eukaryota, Viridiplantae, Streptophyta, Magnoliopsida, Fabales, Fabaceae.
CGAAACAAAGUGGGUGAACACCACUUUGAUGAAAAGCUGAGUUAUGAUUUCUCCUUAAUAAAAAUGAUGAAUUUGUUUACAAUUCAGGUGCUCUGUUCUUGAUUAAGAUGUGAUGAUUGUGAGUUAUAGUUUAUGGGCUGGUUUGAUCUUGGUGUUUGAUGAUGAGGCAUUGUUUUACUUGGUAUAGCACAUUUGCUUUGACCAGAUUCGUUUAGCUAACUUGUUUUUCUUCGUGUCAUAUCAUCAUGACACAGCAAACACUACCUCAUCCUUCUUCCUUCACCUGUGAAUGCACUUAUGAUGUCUUCCUCAACUUUAGAGGUGUUGAUACACGCCACAAUUUCACUGGUAAUCUCUACAAUUCUCUUCAUGAAAGGGGUAUUCACACCUUCUUUGAUGAUGAAAGACUUAACAAAGGUGAAGAAAUCACACCAUCUCUUUUCCAAGGCAUACAAGAUUCUAGGAUUUUCAUUGCUGUUCUCUCUAAGAACUAUGCAUCCUCUACAUAUUGUUUGGAUGAACUAGUCAUGAUCCUUGAGUGCUCAAAGGCACAAGGACGGUUGUUUUGGCCUGUUUUUUAUGAUGUGGACCCAUCACAAGUUCGGCACCAGAGUGGCACUUAUGCAGAAGCUUUGGCUAUACUUGAGGAGAGGUUCAAGGAUGACAAGGAGAAGGUGAAAAAAUGGAGGGAGGCUUUAUGUCAAGCUGCUAAUAUGUCUGGAUCUCAUUUCCAACACGGUUCUCAAUCAGAAUAUCAGUUUAUUAAAAAGAUUGUUGAAGAAGUCUCUAAAAAGAUCGAUCGCACUCCUUUAUAUAUUGCUGCUAAAACGGUUGCAUUAGAGUCUCGAGUGCUAGAAGUGACAUCUCUCCUAGGACUCGGAUCUGAUAAGGGAGUGAACAUGGUAGGCAUUCAUGGAAUUGGUGGGAUAGGGAAAUCAACACUUGCUCGUGCUGUAUAUAACUUGAUUGCUGAUCAAUUUGAAGGUUGUUGUUUCCUUGCUAACAUACGAGAAAGGGCAAUUAAUAAUGAUGGUCUUGUACAACUCCAAAAAGCACUACUCUCUGAACUGCUUGGGGUGAAAGAUAUUGAAGUGGGAGAUGUUUACAGCGGAAUUCCAAUAAUAAAAAGGAGGCUUCGGCAAAAGAAGGUCCUUUUGAUUCUUGAUGAUGUUGACAAACUGAAGCAGUUAGAGGUAAUUGCAGGAGGAUGUGAUUGGUUUGGCUCUGGCAGCAGGAUCAUAAUCACAACAAGAGACAAGCAUUUGCUAGCCACUCAUGGGAUUGUAAAAUCAUAUGAGGUUAAACAGUUGAGUGACGAUAAAGCUCUUGAAUUGUUUAGUUGGCAUGCCUUUAAGAAAAACAAAAUUGAUCCAAUUUAUGUGGAUAUUUCAAAAAGUGCAGUUUCUUAUGCUCGUGGCCUUCCAUUGGCUUUGGAGAUGAUAGGUUCUCACUUGUUUGGCAAAAGUUUAGAGGUAUGGAAAUCUGCAUUGGAAAAAUAUAAAAGAACUGCUCAUAAAGAUAUCCAUAAAACACUUAAAAUUAGCUAUGAUGAUUUGGAAGACGAUGAGAAGGGAAUUUUUCUUGACAUUGCUUGUUUCUUCAAUUCUUAUGAAAUAAGUUAUGUCAAAGAAAUACUAUACUUACAUGGUUUUCAUGCGGAAAAUGGUAUUCAAGUGUUGACUGAUAAAUCUCUCAUAAAGAUUGACCUUAAUGGUUUCGUGAGGAUGCAUGACUUAAUUCAGGAUAUGGGCAGAGAAAUCAUUAGGCAGGAAUCAACAUUGGAGCCUGGCAGAUGCAGUAGAUUAUGGUUUAACGAAGACAUUGUUCAUGUUUUGGAAAAUGAUACGGGAACUGAUACAAUUGAAGCUAUAAUCAUCAACCUGUGGAAUGACCAAGAAGUGCAGUGGAGUGGAAAAGCCUUCGAGAAGAUGAAAAACCUGAGAAUUCUUAUAAUCAGAGAUGCACGCUUUUCUAGAGGACCUCAGAAUCUACCAAAUAGCUUGAGAGUGCUUGAUUGGAGUGGGUAUCCAUCACUGUCUUUACCAUCUGAUUUUAAUCCAAAGAAUCUUGUGAUACUUAGUCUGCCUGAAAGUUGCCUUAGAUCAUUUAAACCACUCAAGGUGUUUCAGUCGUUGAACUUUAUGGAUUUUGAAGGUUGCAAGUUCUUAACUGAACUACCUCGCUUAAGUGGUGUACCAAAUUUGGGGGCACUUUGUCUUGAUAAUUGCACCAAUUUAAUUAGAAUUGAUGGUUCGGUUGGAUUUCUUGAAAGGCUCGUGUCGUUGAGUGCUCGAGGAUGCACGCGGCUAGAAAUAUUGGUUCCCUCUAUCAACUUGACAUCUCUAGAAACUCUGGAUCUGAGUGGUUGCUCGUGUCUUGACAGCUUCCCAGAAGUUUUUGGAGUAAUGGAGAAUAUAAGAGAUGUUAAUUUGGACAAGACUGCUAUAGAUGAAUUGCCAUUUUCAAUUGGAAAUCUUGUGGGGCUCCAACGAUUGUUCUUGAGGGAAUGCCAAGGGUUGUUCUAUCUACCAAGUAGCAUCCAUAGAUUGUCUAAACUUGAGGUAAUAACGGCUUAUGGUCGUAGGGGAUUUCGCUUAUCUGAAGAUAAAGAAAAAGUGAGCUCAAAAGUGUUUCCAAACGCCAUGCUUGUUAAUUAUCAAGGCAAUAGAUGUUGGUUCUGCCUUGAUGUGUAUUAUCUUAAUAUAAGUCCCAAUAAUGUCAUAGAAGUAGGUAGACCUUCGUUGAUUCCCUCUGUGCAAAUUGAUGGGCUUUUGGUUCCUCAUUCCCUAUGGGCUAAAACGGUUAAAGGAGAGUGGGCAAGUUAUUAUGGCAGAUUUACAAGUAAUGGAACGCGGAUGUGUUUUUGGUUCCGAAACAAAUUCCCCAAGAUAGGUGUGUGUUGUGCUAGACAACCUGGCACGUAUGAAGACAAUAUGGUGUUGGAUUUCAAGCUCAGUGUAGUCAUCAAUGGCACUAAGCAAUUCAGUUCUUCAUGUAACUACGUAGUUUCUAGACGAGGAAUGAGGGAUAUAAUGCUUAGCUGUGAUCUACAAAGCAAAGCGGAGAGUGUAUUUUCAGAGCAUGAAUGGAAUAAGGAAACAACAAGGAGGAUAUCCAAUUUGCAUAAAGGAAUGUCAAGAGAUGCAGAGAAUAAAGGAAAAGCCGUUCGGUUCGUGCUUCUUCUCCAAUGUCGCAUCUGCAUCAUCUUGUAAUAUGUUUGAUGGUCACCUCUUUUCUAGAUUGGUGUUGGACUUUUUGCACUAUUUUCAUUGGUAGCUACAUGAUUAAAGGUUAUAAAAGGCAUUGUUGAUUACAAGGCUAUGAUUACAAGGAAACACAUUGUAUGGAUUCAGAGGUGGUCCUGCUGGCAUUAUGAAAGCGCAAAUACGUUGAACUCACCUCUGAUUAUAUUUAUCCUUAUAGAUAUCAGGUCCAUUUUUUCUUUUUCAUAAUUUUUUGAAACGUAAUCGUGCUUUCUUAGCUGAAUUUUCGAAAUGGUUGUUUUGGAUUUAUUUGAAAUAAAAAAGUUUAUUUACCUGUCACCUCGUAUUGGUGGAGAUGAUGACUCAAAACACAAAUGCAUGCCUCCUUGCUGAGAACUUCAGGUUUGUGAGGCCCUCAAAUAUGAGUGAACAAAGAAUAAAUAAAAUACAUUGAAGGAAAGUAUGGAAAAUUUGGAGUUGAUAGAAUGAACAACAACAAGCGCGGCGUGCUUGCUCGUUUGAAAACCCUGAUCAACUCACAGAGCUUCCACUCUCUUUUGCCCAAAGGAAGAGGACAAGGUAAAGUGUCUCCAGAAAUAGACACUUUAAGUGUUUUACUUGAGGUUGUUAACUAGGCAUGUUCAAAAUGUCCAAAAGAAUCUAUUCCCUAUUCUUGACAGUACUGCCAGUGUUGUGACCGUCCGAAACACUAUUCGAAGGCUGAGAGAGAAGACUGAAAGCUGAGAGCAAUUUACAAUAUUCAUUUUGUUUUCAAAUCCUAUGUAUAAAUUUUGUUGCUUAUUUAAAAUUGUCACAUUAUUUUUGGAUAGUUUGAUGGAGAAUAGAACUUUGG